AUGAAUAGCGAAGAAGGCCGGCACCACACCCUCUCCUCGUUCCUUGCGAGUACCCUCGAGUCACAUGUUCGCUCCAUACGACAGGAGGCGCUGACUGUUUGCAUCAACCAUGCACAGUGUGAGCUGUUGUCUCGUCGGCUUCAGCAGGUGUAUAACACUUUACGUAAGUUACCUAAUGGGGCGCCCACACCUCAGCUACUAACGGUUUUUGCAUCAGCUGACAUGCUUGUGCAGCGCAUGCGGCAUGGUGGCUGGUUGCUCCUUUUGGAGCGGCACCUCACAUGUCGGGCGCUGUUUGCGGCAUUGUUUGAACGGAUUCCGUGUGUGUGGCAGUUGCAGAUGACAGAUUCAUGGCUUGGGGAGGAUCUGUUGGCUGUGCGUGCGGAUGAGCAAGUGGAUGCACGUGUGUACCUUGAAAAGUUGGGUGGAUGGGCGGAUGUGGAAUCAAGGAUGGACAGGGCACGUGGAUCUUUCGAUUCCUCGUCGGGUGAGGAAAGUGAUACAGGGGAGACUAGAGGAGGUGCCCCUCCCGACGCCUUGACAGAGCAAGAUGUUAUCGAUAUGUUUCGGAGGCAAACGCUUAGCAGGUGGCGAGUACCACUGGAGGACCUCACACCCCCUGGGGAGGAUGUGCCGCCGCCGCCUUAUGCCGAUUCGGAGCUUCAUGUGUUUUCUCUCUAUAAUGGGUAUCGCUAUGGAAAAACACCAGUUUUGCUUUACCAGUUGGAACAGACGGCGAAACGCACCAUUCCACCGACAACAGUGACGAACUUCGUGCAGGACAUGGUUGCACGAGCACGCUGGUGCCAUCCGAAUCUUGUCCCCUUCACCGGUGCCUUCACGGAAAAGGUGCCAUUUUUGUGCCAACCGGACGAUGACAACGACUGUGAUCCAGAUGUUGAUACUAGCAGCCAGUUCAGUGGCGAAAACAGUAGUCGAUCUCAGUCAGCCAAUGGUUGUGGUGCUACUGAGGAAGACGUGACUGCAGCCGAUGAUGGUGGUGUUGACCCUUCCUCAGCCCCUGUUUUGGACCUCGGAUACAUGAUAGAGGACAUGAAAUAUCUUAAGGCUGAGUUAUUGAAUGAGGAAAGCCCCUACCUAACCUCGUACGUUGUCCGAGAAGUGGACAACUAUAUUGGCAACGAAACGUUUAAAACUCUUCACGAAGUUCUUUUCGUGGAGCGGAGGCCCUUUACGGUCAGGGAAGCCAUUGCUAUUACACUGCAGGUUGCCGAUGCUCUUCAAUAUAUACUGAUGGAAGAGGGGAAUAUGCCUGAAGAAGUACUUGAUGCAUGGACAGUGGUGUCACCCUCAAAUAUUUAUGUGUGCCCCAUAACGGUGCCAAGAAGAAGCCAACAUGAAUGUUGCCACGAACCCGGAGAAUUUGGGGGGAGCGCAUGGCCAACAUGUGACGACGGCUACGGAGAUAUUCAAGAGGAAUAUGACCACGACAUGGUAGCACCACCAUUUUGUGGUAGUAGUGUGCAGCAACGCCGUUGCGUUGAGCUCUUUGCUCCUGGUGGCUGGGCGGCGAUGUAUAACCCUCCGGUGUAUGUGGACGGAGGGCCAUAUAGCAGGUGGCGACCUCACCCACAUGCAAGCUGUCGCCCAACUUACGCGAUGGCACAACUUUUGUUAGCUUUAGUGAAUAAUGAACCACCUUAUCGCUUGCUCACAAAGCAGGAAGAACUUGCGAGGCAUGUCUUCGAGGCAGAUAACAUGAAUGACGACGACAACGUCUCGGUUUCGGUUAGAGUAAGCAUACCGGUUGGUAGCAUUGUGCCACGGAGGUUGCCCGUCGCCUUGAGGAAACUUUGCAGCCAUGCAAUGCAUUUGCGGGACCCCCACCGACGUGGAGAGGCUUGGGAUGGAUUGUCACUCUCCGACUUCAGGAAUCAGUUAUGGGAAUCAUAUAUUAGUCUCUCUAAUUCAAUGGAUACCGCUGGCAUGCUUCCAGGCAUGGACGAUGAUGCUCAAGCGACCGUAGUUCCAGUUGGCGAGCGCGUGGAAAUGGGUUUCAGUAGGGAAUCUUCGGUAACACGGGAGAGAGCUCCGGGCCCCACUCUGGAUGAUUACGGUGAGUUCCCUAGUAGGGAGUCAUAA
Molecule: messenger RNA, 2103 nt
Organism: Trypanosoma brucei brucei TREU927
Lineage: Eukaryota; Euglenozoa; Kinetoplastea; Trypanosomatida; Trypanosomatidae
Gene: Tb927.3.980
Exons: 1
Coding region: 1-2103 (700 amino acids)
Source: RefSeq, a predicted model, not a curated record